AUGAUUAAAUAUAAAAGUAAAAGAGGAAUACAAAUUUUAUUUGCUCUUAAACAUCUUAUUACUGCAAGUUUCUCUCAAGAUAUUUAUCUAAUAAUAAUAUCAGCUGCUAAUUUAAUUACAUUAAUCUUAUUGCUAAAAAAGAAUCUGCAUUCAAUUUGGAAAUAUUUCAGAAUUAUAUUUCUCUUAGAAUUAUGUUUCUUUGAUUACAUAUUUUCACCUCCAAUUAUAGCCACAAUAUAUUUUAAAAUCAAGUUUAAGAUCGUAAUACUGGUCUUUUAUUGCUGUAGAGUAGGUUUUAUUUAUUUCCAAGUUUUUUAAAUAAUAGAUUGGGUUUAUUUAGGAGUUUUGUUUAUCUCAUUUAUAUUCUAUAUUUAUUCUCAUGUAUUAUAUUAUUUAUUUUUAGGAGAGUAAAUUACUUAACAGUAAAAAUUAAAUCACAUCUGAAAGGAAAUUAUCAUAUAUUAAUAUUAACUCUUAAAGUGAUUAGUAGGAUAUUUUUGAUCUCUUUAAUUUUUUACCUUUUGGUAUAUGCAUUUUAGAUGAUAAAUAAAACAUAACUAAUUCUAAUUAAAAAGCUAAAAAAUAUUGUUCUAACAUAAAAGAAGAAAAUUUACAAUCUUAAUUAUUUAUGAUGAUCUAAAAGUAAAAUUUAUCUUAAAAACAAGGGCUUGCUUAUAAUAAUUAGAUAAAAAAUCUAUUUUUAAUUCAUCUGAAGAUCAAGCCUCAGAAUUUUAAAUGAGAAGAUUAUAAUCUUUCAGUUAAACAAGAAAGAAAGCUAUUUCUUAAUAGAGAUAGUUUAGUAAUUUGAUAGAUGUAACUUAAAUAAUAAAUAAACACAAAACAAUAAAGGGAGUAUCAGAUAAGUAAAACUCUCUUAAAUAUAAAGAUUCAAUUACUAAUAAGAUAUAUGAAAUUAAAAUAUAUGAGAUUUCUUAAGGUAGUCUGAUUUGUAUGUAAAAUAUUUCAAAAAAAGAAAAACAAUCAGAAAUUCGUGAAAGAUUUCAUUUCUAAUCUAUGUUAAUAAACUCAUUUUCUCAUGAAUUAAAAACACCGUUAAAUUGCUCAUUAUCUCUUUUAUAAAUUUUAGAAUAGGAGUUAAGAUCUAAUGAAAUAUUAUAGCAUAAUGAAAUUGAAUAAAAAUACUUAAAACCUGCAAUAAUUUCGAACAGAAAAUUAUUACACUAGAUUAAUGAUAUUCUUGAUUAUGCAACUUUUGAAGCUUCAACAUUUGAAUUGAGACCAACUUAAUUUAAAAUAUCAACAUUAAUUAAUACAAUAGAUUAUUAUUUUAAGGAUGAAUGUUAAUAAAAAUAAAUACAUUUUGUUAUUUAAACUUGUGAUGAUAGUUUAAUAAAUAAUGAUUUUGAUAGAAUAGUCUAAAUUUUGGUUAAUUUAUUAAAUAAUUCAGUUAAAUUUACUAAAUAAAAUGGUUUAAUAUAAUUUAACAUAAAUAGAAUGGGUUCUAUAUAUUCAUUUGAAGUAUUUGAUACAGGUUGUGGAAUAUCAGUUGAAAAGCUCUAUCUUAUAAAUAAAAUCCUUUAGAAUCAUGAAACUGACAUAUUAAAAAGAGGAGAUGAAGAUUAUAUAUAAUAUGUUGGUCUAGGAUUGAAGGUUUCAAGUUAAAUUGCAUUUAAGUUAUGUUAAAAAGGUGAGUUAAUUAUAACAAGUUCAUUAAAUCAAUUUACAAAGAGUCGUUUUUAUGUAUAAGAUUUGAUUACAUAAGAAGAGAUUCUGACUAUUCCAACUGAUGAAUUUAUUUAAAUCCCCUAUUAAAGUAAAACUAAAAAGAAAUGUAAUUGUAGUUUAGUUCUUAUAGUAGAUGACAUCCCUUUUAAUCAUUUAGCUUUUACCACAGUUUUAAAAUAUUUUAAUAUAAAAUGUGAUAGUGCUUAUGAUGGAAAUAUGGCUAUUGACAUGGUUAAGAGAAAGUAUGACAAUUGUUAAUGUGGAUAUAAAUUAAUUUUUAUGGAUAUUGAUAUGCCUGGAAUUGAUGGUUAUCAAUGUAGUAAAGAGAUUUCAUUAUUUUUACAACAAAAAAAUAUUACUUCAUUUAUUAUUAUGUGUAGUGCUUUCGAUAGUAAAGAAAAUAUUGAUAUAGCUUAUAAAUCAGGGAUGAAAGAUAUUUUGCCAAAACCUAUAAAUACUUUACAACUAAAAAAAAUACUUGGCAAGUAUUAUUUUUGA
Messenger RNA from Paramecium sonneborni, 2184 nucleotides. NCBI's taxonomy places the organism in Eukaryota, Ciliophora, Oligohymenophorea, Peniculida, Parameciidae. The record is from the annotation of a GenBank genome assembly.